This is a messenger RNA of Hemiscyllium ocellatum (epaulette shark), 6355 nucleotides long. Its product is annotated as zinc finger protein 229-like. Bases 489 to 1079 code for a protein of 196 amino acids. The record is from RefSeq and is a predicted model, not a curated record. NCBI's taxonomy places the organism in Eukaryota, Metazoa, Chordata, Chondrichthyes, Orectolobiformes, Hemiscylliidae. The transcript is spliced from 2 exons.
GGCAUUGUGGGGGUUCCUUUGUUAUGGCUCGGGCUCAGUGGAAGCGGUGCUGAGGGUGAAAGGGGCGCUGCAUUGAGGACUAGGGAAGGCCAUUCACAUUGUUGCCCAGCUCUCAUUGCCCUUCGACUGAGUGACUCUGUCCAGACCAUUUCUCAGAGCAGUUAACCUCUCGACAACGCUGCUGUGGAUCUGCAUUAUCAUAUAGGCCGGACCAGGGUUUUGAAAGGGGCCACUUGCAGAUGAGAAACUCGGAUCAAAUAUCACAUUAAGACUUGACAGUCACUUACUCUGCGACUUGGACGUCAUUGACCUUUGAGCUGAAAAGAAAACAUUUGUGAACCAGUUGCACAGCCUGAAAACCAACACUUUGCCCACUCACAGCGGAGAGACACUGCUGUUUCUAUAAAUGUGUUCUGUAUGAGGACAAGGGUUCAGCUGAUUCAUACACACUCCUCUCACAGCUAACCAUUCACAAAGAUACCAGCACAAUGGAGAAACCAUGGAAAUGUGGUGACUGUGGAAAGGAAUUCCGUUUUGCAUCCCAGCUGGAAACUCAUCAACGCAGUCACACCGGGGAGAGACCAUUCCCCUGCUCAGAGUGUGGGAAAGGAUUUAUCAAUUCGUCCUCUCUCCUGAGACACCAGCGGGUUCACGAUGUGGAAAAGCGCUUUACUUGCACCGUGUGUGGAAAGGGGUUUAAUCGAUCAUCCAACCUUCUCACGCACCAGCGCAUUCACACAGGGGAGCGGCCGUUCACCUGCUCGGAGUGUGGGAAGGGAUUCACCAGUUCAUCCCAUCUUCUGAAACACCAACGUGGUCACACCGGGAGGAAGCCAUUCACCUGCUCCCAGUGUGGGAAGGGAUUCACUAACUCCACUGACCUUCUGACACACCAGCGAGUUCACACCGGGGAGCGGCCAUUCACCUGCUCAGAGUGUGGGAAAGGAUUCACUCAAUUGCAAAACCUAAUGAGACACCACCGAGUUCACACGGGAGAGAAGCCGUUCAUUUGCUUUGUGUGUUGGAAGCGAUUCGCUGAAUCACAGCAUCUAAGGAGACACCAGCAAGUUCACAAGUGACUUUCAUGGUCGCAUUCUGCUAUUAUUCACAUCCACAAUUGAAAAUUCUCAUAUCUGGAGUUUAUUUUUGCUGCAGUUCAACUCCAACCUGUUGUAGAGUUACUGAUAUUCAUAAUGUUUGUUCUUUGUGACUAAUUGAUCAGCCAGGGUCUAAUUGAAUGGCAGAGCCUGGCCAAGGGGUUGAAUGGCCUACUCCAACUCCAAUGUAUCUCAGCCAUCUCAUUCUCUUUUAGUUUGCUGAAAUACUGGUUUAUGGAGUUGUUCUUCCCAUUCUUCCAUGAGUUUCCAUCCAUUAGUAUUGUUUGAGUCCAGGUUUCCUAGGAAUCGGAACUUGGCAUUUGGUUCCUAGAGAUGACUCUGUUCAUUUGAGGUUAUGGCUGAUCUGCAACUGAAUGUCAUUUAUCUGUGUACUAUUUUAAUGCUGGCUUCCCCAAUCUGUUACAAGCUAUUUUACAAUGAGUUUUGUUUAUAUCCCACCUUCAGUUAGGAAAGUUUCCCAAGGUGCAACUCGGAAGCAUUCACUGUCAAAUUUGACUAAAAUCUAUCUUACCUAAUCAAUCUAUUCAGAUAUUAUUACAGAUUGCAGGAGCAGGUAGAAUUUUAACCCAGGCCUCUGGUUCAGAGGUAGGGACACUACCACCUCUCCAAAAGAGCCCUAUCUUCUGACAAAAAUAUUGACAAGAGUCGAAGAAAGGGAGAUUGGGAGGUAAAAUGCUUUGAUAAUGGCUUGGGUUUUUAAGACAAAGGAGGAGAGUUACAGACUAUCUGAGAGGGAUAGUGAGGAUGUUAGGUUUGAUGACUAAAGGCCCAGGCUGUGUGACAGAGAGAGAGAGAGAGUGUGUGAGGGAGGGAUGUGUCAGAGGCUAGAUUUGAGGAAUGCAGAGCUCUCAUGCGUUGUCCGGAUGGAGGUUACAGAUAUUGGCAGGUGUGAGCAAUGGAAGGGAUUUGAAGAUAAGAUAUGAACAUACAAAUGGAGGCAUUUGUGGAGCUGGAGUCAUUGCAGGUCCAGUGAGCACAGUGUAAGGGAUAAGUGUAAUAAGGGGAUGGUCAGGGAAAUGUGCAUCAGAAUUUGGAUAGGCUGAAGCUUCAGCAGGGGAAGACAGUCAGAGAACUAGAAUAGAUGAGCAGAAGGGCAACACAAUCACAUGAGCCUGAGAGAGGUGCUGAGGGAAUAACAGGUACUCACUAUACAUACAGAACCUAAUGUCAUGUGUUUGGCAGCUUUUUCACUCAGAGGAUGGUACGUGUAUGGAAUGAGCUGCCAGAGAAAGUGGUGGAGGCUGGUAUAAUUGCAACAUUUAAGAGGCAUUUGGAUGAUUUUAUGAAUAGGAAGGGUUUGGAGGGAUAUGGGCCGUGUGCUGGCAGGUGGGACUAGAUUGGGUUGGACCGAAGGGUCUGUUUCCAUGCUGUACAGCUCUAUGACUCUAAGUCAUCAAUCGCUCCUUGAAGGAGAAUCCAAGGUAAUGGCGGUGAGGGAUCCAGUGCUGAAAAUUGUGAUAAACUAAAGAGAAGACCAGGUAGAACUGAGGGAAAUUAUAAUCAAAGCACUGAUGGAAGGGACACAAUACUUUGAGGUAAGACUCGAGGUUGUGAAAAUGGUGAUGAGAUAGAAAUAAAAGCUCUGCAUCUGAAGGCAAGUAGUAUUCAUUGCACAAUGUAUUAAUUAACAGCUCAAAUCUGAAUAAAUAUGUAUGAUAUGAUAGCAUUACAAAGACACAGCUCCAAGAUAACAAAUUUAGAUAACAUGGGACCUGAAUAUUGAAGAGUACAUGCACUGCUGAUGGACAGAAUGUUGGAAAAGGUGAAUGAGCAGCUUUGCUUAGAAUGACUUUUCUACAAUAGAUAGUCAUAACUUUAGUUCUAAUGGUGAAGGUCUAAAAUCGGUUUUGGUAGAGAUAAGAAAUUCUAAAGUCAAGAAAUAAUUUGUGGGAGACCGUUUUGGACCACCUAACAAUAGGAUGGGUAUAUGGGAGGAAAUGGGGGCUUGAGAGAGAUCAGCAGUAAUCACUAAUUUCAAUGUGUGUAUUGGUCGGAUGAAUGAGAUUGGCAAAGGUAACUGGGAGUACGAAUUCAGAGAGUAUUUCUGGGAGAGUUUCCUGGAGCAGCACAUUCUCAAGCCAGAUGGAGGAAAGACUACACAAGAUGUGGUAAUGUGCCACAUAAGGUUUAAUUAAGAAUGUAAUUGUAAAUUGCCUUUAGAUAUCAUAACAUGAGAGUUUGAGAGGGAAGAGUAGGCCCUAAAUUAGUUUUAAAUGAUAUUAAGGGCAGUUAUGAAGUACAGUACUAGCUAAAGUCAACUGGAAAAGUAGGUUGAGGAAUAGGUCAGUAGAGAUCAAUGGCAUAUAUUUGAGGAGAUAUUUCCUUUCACUUACUAAAGAUGCAGGUCAUUGUGAAAGAAAGUGCAUCCUCCACCUAGAGACAAGAAAACCAAAGAGUAUCAAUUUGAAAGAAAAAAGUGCACAACUCUGUGAAGAUUAGUGACAGGCCAGAAGAUUGGGCAGAGUCCAAAAACUACAAAGAAUGACUAAAGAAUAGUGACGAUGGUGAAGUAAGACCAUAAAACGAGUUGUAAAUAUUUUAGAGAAGUGCUUCUGUAAAUAUUUUAAAUCAGAAAAGAUUAAAGAAAUACUUGUAGAGAGUGUGACUGAGACAUUUGAAAUGGAAAGCAAGGAAAUGGGAGAUGAUUUGUACAGAUAUUUUGUCUGUCACCACAGCAGUGGAUACAAAUAACCAGAAAGUCCCAUAAAUAUUUGUAAGUCAGGUGAAGGGAAGGAGAAACAUAAUCACCAGGAAUGUUUACUGGGAGAACUAUUAUAACUAAAAGCCAAUAAGUCACUGGGUCCUAGGGUGUAGCUUUGCUCACUGAGCUGUAGGUUUGAUAUCCAGACAUUUCAUUACCUGGCUAGGUAACAUCAUCAGUGGCGACCUCCAAGUGAAGCCUGGGUCCUGUUGGACUGCAUCCUAGGUUCAUAUAUGAAGUGGUUGUUGGGAUAAUUGAUGUUUCAAAAUGCUGUAGAUUCAGGAAUGGUUUAAUUAGAUUGGAAAAUAGCCAAUGUAAGUGCUCAAUUUCAAGAAGAGAGACAAAGUAGGAAUUACAUGUUAGUUUAACAUCCAUCAUAGGGGAAAUACUGGAGUCUUUUAAGGUAGUUUUUGCAAGGCACUUACAAAAUCUCAUAGUGAUCAGGCAGAGUCAGCAUGGUUUUGUGAAAGUGCGAUCAUGUCUGACACAUUAAUUCAAUUUCUUGAAGUAAUACACCAUUUGAAAAGUGGCAAUCUGUGCUACGAUUAGACUCACGGAAAGAAGCGGCUUGAAUCUUAUUGAAACAUACAAGAUCCUGGGGAGAUUUAACAACGUCGAUCAUAAGAUGUUUCCCAUAGGGGAGACACUAGUAAAGAGACUAGUGAAAUAUGUCACAGUUUAAAGAUAAAGGCACUCUCAUGUAAGAUGAAGGUGAGGGGACUUUCUAUGAGAUUUGAGAGUUUUUGGAUCUUUCUUUCCCCAGAGCAGCAGGGACUCAGCCUUUGAACAUUUGUAAGGCAGAGUGAGAUAGAUUUUUGAAAAAUAUAAGUCAGAGGGUAGGCAGGAAAGUAGAGUUGAAGCCACUCGAGAGUCGAAAGGUGUGUGUGGUGAAGCCAGUCAGAUCAGCCAAUGGUCUUAUUAAAUGGUGGAGCAGGUUUGAGGGGCUGAGUGGCCUACCUUGCUCCUGUUAGUGAGGUGGAAGUCAAGUGAGGUCAGCCCCCAGUGGCUGAUGGUAAACGGGGUGUUGGUGGAUCUUAUAGUUGACUUGGAGCUCAGCACGUGGAGGGAUUCUGUCCCACACCUACACAGGGUGUCUCUUUGCCAGGUGGCCCAUUCAGUCCACAGCAACCCUCCAGAGAGCAUCUCACCCAGACCCUGUAUUUCAUAGCCUUUGGGAAGAAACUGGACCACCCAGGGGAAACCCAUACAGACAGUGUGCGAACUCUGUAAAGACAGUCACCCGUGGCUGGAAUUGAACCCAGGUCCCUGGUGCUGCAAAGCAGCAGUGCUAACUCCCUGUGGCUAGGAUUCAAGUUGUUUGUGUGUGUAAAAGCUAUAUCUUAAUGUUUCUGUAUUCUUGAUUUGUGGAAUGAAAUGUUAAAAGGUCUCUGUUAAAAACCAGAAGGAUUACUGAACUUUUUUUAAAAGCAAGGAACCUUACCCUCAUUGUAAAUGUUAUUUACACACAGUUUGUGAGAAGAUUUGUAGCUCAGGUGCUCGUUGUUGUGGUUCUGUUCGCCGAGCUGGGAAUUUGUGUUGCAGACAUUUCGUCCCCUAUCUAGGUGACAUCCUCAGUGCUUGCGAGCCUCCUGUGAAACGCUUCUGUGAUGUUUCCUCUGGCAUUUAUAGUGGUUUGAAUCUGCCGUUUCCUGUUGUCAGUUCCAGCUGUCCGCUGCAGUGGCCAGUAUAUUGGGUCCAGGUUGAUGUGCUUAUUGAUUAAUUGAAUCUGUCAAUCAAUCAUCUAUAAAUGCUGGAGGAAACAUCACAGAAGCGCUUCACAGGAGGCUCCCAAGCACUGAGGAUGUCACCUAGACAGGGGACGAAAUGUCUGCAACACAAAUUCCCAGUUAUUUAUGCAGUUGUCUAUGCAAGUAAUUCAAAGCCUAGGUAUUGACAAGCUGGAACUGGGGGGAGAGAGGGGUGCCAAUGUGCACAUGGAGCUUUGGCUGGCAAUGAGUCGCUGAUUGACCUGUGGACUAAUGACCAAUUAUCAAUGACAAAGGACUCCUGCCUACAAAUAAUUAUCUGAUUGGCUCCAGGUAGCUGAAGAACUUGGGGAAAGAAAUGUUUGGGUAGAGGCCAUCAGACCUUCAGAAGGGAAGGAGCAGUUUUGUUCUACAGUUAAAAAGCAUCUCGACCCUGGAGAGAGCUAGCUGAUUUCUCCUCAUCAGUCGCUGUAAGCUGGGACUUUUAAUUAAUAACUGCGAGACCUUUUUACGUGUGAACCAGUCAACCUGUACCUCCUGCAAACACCAAGUGAAAGUAUCAGGAGAGUGAAGAUUGAGAAGCAGCAUUCUGAUCAACAAAAAGGAUUAUCUCAACAAACCCUGAUGGAGAGGGACCAUUGAUCUGCCUUACCGGUCUUUCCCUUCACACCUAAACACCCAUGGUUUCUUUCUCUUGUCUGUCUGUGUAUGUACACAGGAAUUUAUAAGAGGGUUAAGAGUUUUUACUAGUAGAGGUCUAUGGCUUUAUAAUUGUGUAUCUGUAGUUAGAAUCUACUUAACUUGUAAUAAAUAAAAAUUCUUGUCAAGUA